AUACGUCCGUGGACACGGCAUCAUCGCGUGGGCGCGGCUUAUUUUGUCAACAUCCUGUUAAAUUCUCCAGCCCCUUCAAAAUGGCGACCGUGGAGCAGAGGGAAGGGCAGGAAGAGCCAGAGAGUGAUGAAGAGGUGUACGAGGUGGUGGAUCUGACCGAAUAUGCUCGGCGGCAUCAGUGGUGGAGCAGGGUGUUUGGGAACAACUCUGGGCCGCUAGCUGAGAAGUACUCGGUGGCAACCCAGCUCAUGAUGGGAGGGAUCACAGGAUGGUGUGCCGGUUAUGUCUUCCAGAGAGUGGGGAAAGUGGCAGCCACUGCUGUCGGUGGAGGGUUCCUCCUUUUACAGAUUGCCAAUCACAGUGGCUACGUGCAGGUGGACUGGAAGAAAGUGGAGAAAGAUGUAAACAAAGCCAAGAAACACCUGAAGAAGAAAGCAAACAAAGCAGCCCCAGAACUCAACACGUUCAUUGAGGAGGUAAAGGCCAGCGAUUUUAUAAAGAGAAACAUCGUCUUGUCCAGUGGCUUUGUUGGAGGAUUUUUCCUGGGUUUGGCCUCCUGAACGAAACUUCUGCACUAUGCUUUUGGUCACUGUGUAGGUCAUUUUUGUCACAUUUUGUUUACAUCUCCUUGUAAAUUGUGAAUUCAUGAUGGACAUAAUUUUGAUCAUUGGAUUGUGAUUUGUGGUGGUGAGUUGUAUAUUUACAUUUA
Syngnathus acus (greater pipefish) is the source of this 709-nucleotide messenger RNA. Its product is annotated as FUN14 domain-containing protein 1. The coding region runs from base 81 to 560 and encodes 159 amino acids. The record is from RefSeq and is a predicted model, not a curated record. The transcript is spliced from 5 exons. Gene Ontology annotation, biological process: autophagy of mitochondrion. Gene Ontology annotation, cellular component: mitochondrial outer membrane. Lineage: Eukaryota; Metazoa; Chordata; Actinopteri; Syngnathiformes; Syngnathidae.